This is a messenger RNA of Hyphopichia burtonii NRRL Y-1933, 939 nucleotides long. RefSeq lists its product as uncharacterized. The record is from RefSeq and is a predicted model, not a curated record. Lineage: Eukaryota; Fungi; Ascomycota; Pichiomycetes; Serinales; Debaryomycetaceae. The transcript has a single exon. The coding region runs from base 25 to 939 and encodes 304 amino acids.
AGGGCCAAAUUAUAUAAUAUCCGGAUGCCAGGGUCAAAGCUAGACAAGGUAAAAGCUAUAUUGUCCGAGAGGGCAACUCCAAAGGUUGAUUCACCGAGUCCUGUUCGGUCGGACGAUGUCCAACUUGUUUAUUUGAACGAGUUAGAAAAAGACAUUGAAAAUACAGAAACAUUCUCCAAACAGGCAGAUAAGGCUAUAAAAACAUUGAAAGAAGGACUAGAGGCACAAUUAGAUUCAGGGGAGAGUGAAUUAGAAAGGAAGAUGAGGAUCCUCGCUUUACACGAUACUUACUCGAAGAUUUCAUACAUUCCAAGUAAAAAUGAUGUAAUUGGAAUAUCAACAGCCUCAAAAGAAGUGAAUGAACUUAUAGGCAAACAAGCUAAGAUAUCAUCAAACUUACAAGAAGAAGGGACUGAGCUAGAUGACCAGGCUGAAAAUUUGAAGACAUUGAUAAAUGAUUAUAAUGAAAUGCUAGUUAAUUUAGAGAAAAGAAUACAAAAAAAUCCAUCCAAAUUAGAAGGGCUUUCGUUGAAAGAGAAUAAGAUCCAAGAAUCAGAAAUAUCGCUUAAAAAUCAGUUAAAUCAAACAAAGGAUAAGCUUUCAGAGGCGUCUAGAGUCGAAAAACAUCUUCAAUCACACUUGAAUAAAAUAGUUGCAAAAUUCUUAUCAUUUCAGCAUUGGUCUAAUGAAGAUUUUGCAGACGAAGAAGCUUUUAAAAGAAAUAUUCGACUGUUUGCGGAUGUGGUCAAUAAGUUGGUUGAAAACCUAUUGAAGACCAUAGAGUAUGAAGAUGAUUCAGUAUGGUUAGAGAUUCAACCAUCUGCAUCAGAUGAAAGCUUGAUAAAUAUUUUACUUCGGAAUGGGAUUCUUGUUAGUCGACAAGAUUCAAGUAGUGAAUCAUACUAUUUGAAACUACGAAAAUACGGAAUCGAAUUUUAA